GAAGUGGGUAAAACAUGACGAUACAACGAGAACGUCCUCUCUCAUCACGCAAGAAGCUCGUUCAGUUGACGAUCUAAGUUGUUCAUAUGUACUGAGAAUGUAAUAGACAUGUUGUCUAUUUCGUAACUUAUUUUUGCAGAGAAAUCUUUACGACAUUUUGAUCGGUUGAUAAAACUGACAAUUAUUACAGCUAUUUUUUUGUCUUGCCUUCUUCACUUUGAAAAACAAACACGUGCGUGUUUUAAAUAUCAAUAGCACGGUAAAUUUACCAGACACGUUUUACUCUUUGUCAUAAAAAUAAACCUAUUCUCAGCGCCUCCUACUACUCUUAUCUUGUCUUACGGGGAAGUUAUUAAUUUUUACACUUAUUACUAGAUAACUAAAUCGGAACCGGAUUUCAAAACAGAAACAUUGACUCACACUAAAGCUUUCCUAGAAGUAUAAAAAGAAAAACGAAACUAGUCGUUUAAAUGACUGUCGUUUCUCUCAGAAUCUUUUGCAUAAUGUAAAACCCAGAAUUUAAAUCAUUUACUACAAAAAGUGAGGAAACAUCGCUGACAUGAACUUAAGUAAACAUAAGAAAACUCGUUUGAGAUUGCCUAACUUCUUUAAAUUCUGAGAAGGGUGUUGUUAAAUAACAAGGAUUAUGUUUCGUCUUCCGCAAUCAUAACAUCAAGAUGGAAAGAGCCUACUUGCAAUUAUUCCUGGUGUUUUGCAUAAUGGUGUCUGUCAGCGGAUUCUUUUUCAUCGUCAUUGCACUGUGGCCAUACUGGUGUACCAUGUUGAAAGUGUUUUAGCUGAACAGAUCAGCCCCACUCCUCUAUGGUUUGGUGCCCUUCUUGAUAACAACCCUUACAUGCCUUCAAGAUACUUUAUAUUCUAGUGGACUUUGCACAUGAAAACACAGAUCAACAGAUAUCCCCGUAAAAAUACAAGUUCCAGACUUCGGAGUUGUUGGUGAAUAUGUCGAUAUCAUUUGUGUAUAUUCAGGCUCUGAGGAUUUUAAGAUGAUGAUAAAUAACAAUGCAGUUAAUGCUACUAAAACAAAUGCAACUACUCUUAGUUUUCAACUUCACUCGGAGAAAAAACAGGCUUUCAAAGUACGUUGUCCACCUUCUCCGGAGAUGAGAGAGAUUCAAUUUGGAUAUAAACCUGAUUUUAACUAUGGUUUGGAAAGAAAUGUUGACAGAAAUAUAUGGCUGUUUAUAACUUCCGCCUUUGAAGACGGCGAUCAAUACUUCCAUGUUGAAUGUAAAAAUUCCAAAAACAAAAGCGACUGGUUUAACUGCGAUGAAACAUCAAUAAAUACAACUGCCUACAUGUAUUUAACUGAAAACUGGUUAUAUUUUCAAUUCAACAUCUCCUCCAGUAACAAAUAUAGUUUUGUAACUAAAUCAGAAACCAUAUUGAAGGAAAAUAUACCAAUUCGUUUCCCUCAGCUUUCUAAUAUUUUAUUCACACCCUUACCAUCAGUAGACCCUUUUCAACAGUAUGGUGAAAUAAAGCUCACUUAUUCUAAUAUAGGAAUGAAUGGCUAUUAUUUAAUAUAUGAACUUAAGUAUUGGUCUGAUGACCCACGGUUUGGGAAGCUGCAGACACUACGCAAUCAUAACAAUACAUUUAUACUGGAAAGGCUGCUCCCUUACACAAUGUACAAUGUAGCUGCAAGGGUUAAAAAAAAAGAGAAGGGUUUGUGGAACCCACCCUUAACAAUGAAAUUUAUGACGGACACAGCACCUUCUAACCCACCCAGAACCACAAAUGGGAGUUAUUAUUUGUGGAAUUGUACUGAGACAGGAGUUGGCAAAUGUAUCACAGUUUACUGGGAGAAAGUUCCAAGCAACCUAGUAAAUGGAAAACUAAAGGGUUAUUGUGUCCAAAUUAUUGAUGAAAAUAACUUAACAGAUCGUUGCCAGGACCCUGGAUAUCUUACACGUAACUCUUUAUAUAAAGAAUUUAAAGAUCUACCUCCAAAUAAAGCACUUACAUUUUCAAUCACAGCUGUUAACAAUGAUGAAAGGAAACCUCAGGCAACCAUAUUGCAAGUGGGAAGAAAAGUAUCCAAAGGUCCAAAAUCAGUGUAUGUGAUUGAAGAAGAAGAAAACCUGUACAAUGUUUCUUGGCUGCUUCACCCACAUCAAGAGGUUAACAAUGUGACUAUUUUUUUCUGUCAGAAGAAUGACGUCUCCACUCCUCGCAUGAACUGCAUGGACAAUGUGAGAUGGGAAAAAGCUACAAAUGAAAGUUAUCUGUUGGUGAAUAACAGUGUGAAACCACUUGUUUUUGCUGCUUACAUUAGCACAAAAGAAGAAAUGAGCCCUUUAACGAAAGCAGAAUGUAUAUUUAAACCUGGGAAACCAAAAAAACCUAAGGAGCCUGAAAUUCUUUUGUCUGAAAAUAAACUAACUGUACUGUGGCCAGAGUUCACUUGUGAGAGCCUAAAUGGGAUUCCAGUUGCUUAUGAGAUACUCUAUAAUAAGGGUCCAAAAUGUGAUGACGGUAGUAAAAUACAGUUUAAACCAAUGGGAAUAAAACCACCAGAAAGUUCAUUUGCCAUCCAGAAAUUAGAUUUCGAGACCAAAUAUACAGUCUGUAUUCGUGUGGUAACUGAAAACUAUGCUAGCUUAAUGAGUGAUCCAGUUACUAGAACAACUUUAUCUGCUGAAAAUAAGAAUACACUUGCUAUAGUCGGUGGAUUGUUUGGAACCUUGGGUGGCAUAUGUUUUAUCGCAUUGGUUAUAUACUUUAUAAUGAAGUACAAAAAGGAAAAAGAGGCCAUUAAUAUUGAUUUACCUGAAGCGAAUGCCGAAGAUCACAGUGCUUCUAAUUCAACUUUUCAACUUGAAUACACUACGAUAGAAAGUAAAGACACAAAGGAACAUCAAAACAAAGUAAAUGGAAUAUCAAAUUCAAACUCCUACAUGAGAGCUGAACUUAAUUCAAACAGUACUGAUGUGAUGGAAAAUGACUGUGACACUUCAGCUAAUACAACUACUUCUCUUGUAUCAUCUGAAUCAAUUCCACUUUCUUCUGCUAAUGGCAGAAAACAUAGAAACCCAGAACAUGAUGAAGUUCAAGACAAAAGUGUAAACAAGGUUAAUUUUGAAAAUCCUGAGAAUUUUUAUGAAAUCCCAGAAAAUUCUGAUAUGAAAAACCCAGAAAAUUUAUCAAAUUUAUCUACUAAAAAUGUUGAAGUUAAAUAUAUGUUUCCAAUGGAACAGGAAGUAGUGAACAACUUAACAAAGGAUCAUACUGGUGUCAUUUCUCAAGACAUAGAAUUAAACAAUAUGCUUGGAUGUCCUGGAUAUGUAAUAGUUGGGGAUCAUUGUCCGUCACCUCAAACAUCAACAAACAAUUCUAAUGAAAUGCUUCUACCAGGCAGAGAUAGUGAUUCUCUUGGAUAUUCUACAAGCAAUGAUAUUCCAACUACAAACACAUCAGAUCCAAGUUUUUCUAUGUCACUACAAACACCAAAUGAAAGUUUUGAAGAAGAAAGUUACGAUAAUACUGGGUAUGUAACCGCUGAAUAUACAAAAGCUGUUGAAGAUUCAGAAAAUACGGUUAUUCCUGAGUGUGUAUCAAAUGAUAAUUUGUUUCCUGUACAGCAAACACCAGCUGAUAUUCCUCAAGAACAAGAUAUACCAACCAAAAGACUGAAUUCCAUUGAAGAUUCUAAAACUAACUGUAGCUAUGGUUAUGUGUUGGCGGAGAAUUCGUCCCCAUCACAUCAAAUACUAAGCACCUGACAAUUUAAUGAGCAAUGGUAGCGUUUGUGCAAAUUCCAAAACUUUUAUUAUUCUUGUCUGAACAUUUUGACAUCCAUUAUUUACAUUAUUAACACUUGACGGAUAUUUGUCCUCAUCUUGUUUGUUGUUAACACAACGUUUAACACAACGAUAUACCCUCCGACCAUCAUCAGGUGUCUUGGAGAAAUUUCAAACUUGGGUUCUCAUUUCUAAGGUAUUUUUUGACGUUAUUAUUAUUAUUAUUAUUAUUAUUAUUAUUAUUAUUAUUAUAAUUCAGGUCACUGCUUGAGCAUAUGGCAUCAUGGUUAAGAGUGCGAGCUACUGACCCCAAGAUUCUGACUUUGAUUCCAGGCAGUGAUCUGAAUAAUAAUAAUGAUAAUAAUAAUAAUAAUAAUAAUAAUAAUAAUAAUAAUAAUAACAUCGAAAAAUAUCUUAGGAAUGAGAACCCAAGUUCGAAAUUUCCCCAAGACUCCCGAUGAAGGCUGGAGGGUAUCUCAGUCAAAACAUGUUAACAACAAACAAGAUGAGGGCAAAUAUCCAACAAAUGUAAAUAAUGUAAAUUAUGUACAUAAUUCCUCAUCUCUUAAAUAUAGAACUGGAUUUUCACAUCCAGUUUUCCAUGCUUGCAUAGGCUGGAGGGAAUUUGUUGAUGGAGAUGUUCUAUGGCUGGAUGCCCUUCCUAUCACCAACCCUCAAAAGAAACUAUAUAGGAAUGUAAUUAUAUUCCUUCUAUGCUUUCAAUGUGCAGAAAAAAAGAGUGGAGGAGUUUCUUGACAGAUUGUUUCACAAUUUGUUGAUCACUCUUCAGACACAAAAUAUCCAAUAUCUUUCCCCAGUUGAGGAUAGCAUAGGAUAUUAGGCUGCUGUAUAUUGCUGUUGGCAAUUACACAAUUACUAUGUAUGUGGAGGUCAGGGUUAAUUUGCAUAUAUAUAUUGUAGGUAGCACAUCAUUAAUUUUCAAAAGUGCUUUUUUUUUUUGACUUGUUUCAGUCAUUGUACUGCAGCCAUGCUGAGUACAGCCCUUGAAGAGUUUUAAUCAAAUUGAUCACCCCCAGUACUUAUUUUCUUAAAUUUGUUCAUCUUCUUUACCAAACUGCUAGGUUAUGGUGAUGUGAACAAACCAACAGUAGUUAUCAAGCAGUGGUGGAGACAGACAUGCACACACACACACACACAAACACACACACACACACACACACACACACACACACACACACACACACAUAUGUGUGUCUGUGUGUGACAGGCAUCCAUACUGUUUGUGUCUUCCAAAUUCACUCACAAGGCAUUGGUUCACCCAAGGCGCUACAACCCUAACCAUCCUGUCUUUUAAAGGGCUACAUUAUUUUUAUAUCUUUUUUUUUCUUUCGGUUUGUAGUGUGUGAUUAGAGGGAAAUUAGGCUACUAUUUCUAACAACAUAAGUAACUCUGUGGAGGCUCCUUCCUUUUCUUCUACAUAGUAUGUUGUUUUUGUUUUGCUCUACUCAGUCCUGAAUGAGUUGAUCUUUACUCAGUCAUCAGCCACAACCAUACUCACUUUUCAGGGUGGCCUACAGCUGACCACAACCACCCUAAAAAUGGCAUAUAAAGAAUUUACAUUAUCUAGUGUGUCUUCCCUUUGUAUGAUGAUUGGUUGUGAGUUGAGGAAGACUUGGCUGUUAUUUCUAGCAAAGUGGGCAGCUAUGUAGAGGCUCCCUCGUUUGUUCAUAUCUUAGGUAGAAUAUUGUGAAGCAGGAUUUCACUUUGCGCUGAAAACAAUGGGUCAUCAGGUUAACAGCACUGCAAUGCCAUUUCAGAGAUGUGUGCUUUUGAGACUUUGAUCCAUAAGGUAGGAUUUGACCUGUUUUGAACUCUUGACAGCCACUUGAGUGAUGCUCCAGUGACACUUCCAUUCAUAUUCUUCAGCAUUUUUAUUACAGUUUUACAAUAGCUGAGUGAUAACCAAACUGCCUUACAGCAUUUAAUUGGAUUUCUUUAUGUUCUGAGCUUAAAUCCCACUUCAGUUAACUUUGGCCUUCACGUUUCCAACAUCAAUGAAAUUAGUAGCAGUUAGGCACUGUACCAAGAGGGGUCCAAUUUAAAUUACUGCACGAGGGGUCCAAUUUAAAUUACUGCACACUUUUCCCCAAAAUUUGUGGCUUCAAGUCUAUGUUACAAAUUGAUAUUAUUAUAACACUUAAAGUUACUUCACAUUUGACCUUGCUUCUUUGUCUAAAUUGUUAAAGCUGUUUGUAUAAGAUGCUGUGUGAUAACUACAACAUGGAUGAUAUUGUUUGCUGUCCGCUCUAAUAUUAUGUCAGUGAUUUGCAUGCGACAAGAGCAAUUGUUGGCAGACUUAAGUAGUGUAAGGUAGUUGAAAUUCUUCUUCGAUUGCCCCCCCCCCAUUACACACAAUUCAGGCCUAAAGAUACAAUGUCUGUUGCAUUUUUGUAUAUACGUGUAUGUGGUUUGCAUAAAAACCGAAAUGGCCAAAAGGAUCAGAUAUAAACAGCUGUGAGUUCCUUAAUUCUUCAGAGAUUCUUUUGUCUCUGGGACAAGACAAUUUAUUCUCUCUACAUGCCUUCACUUCACCCAUCUGAGAGAAUUAUAUUUGAAAUCUGGGAAUAUUCUCUCUGUUAGUCUAGUAUCUUUUCCAGUGAUAUGUUUUGUCAUAAAACAAUCAGUUUUUAAGUAACCAUUUUUAAAUUACUAUAUAUAUAUUCGUGCAUAAUACAUACUCUUUUUAUCAGGUUUUUCUUAGGCAUAAAUAUGAGAAGUGUACUUUAUAUCCAAGAACUAAAUAUCAUCCGUGAAGGCACAUGGCUCAGUGGUUAGAGCGUCGAGCUUAUGAUGGUGAGGUUGUGAAUUCGGACUGGGCUGCGUGUUGUGUUCUUGAGCAAGACACUUUAUUUCACGUUGCUCCAGUUCACUCAGCUGUAGAAAUGAGUUGCGACGUCACAGGUAUCAAGCUGUAUCGGCCUUUGCCUUUCCCUUGAAUAACAUCAGUGGCAUGGAGUGGGGAGGCUGGUAUGCAUCGGUGACUACUGGUCUUCCAUAAACAACCUUGCCUGAACUUGUGCCUGGGAGGGUAACUUUCUAGGUGCAAUCCCAGGGUCAGUCAUGACCGAAGGGGGUCUCAGAAGCAUAUCUCAGCAAAUAUCAUCGAUUUUUUCUUCUGUCAAGUGCAUUGCUGUAUUCAACAUAGCAUGACGGGAAUUAAAUGGAUUACACAUAUUGUUCAAGCUAAUUGAUGCAUAACAAAAUGUCAAGCUCACUAUAAUAAUGUUAUAUUUUCCACUAUAGACCUUAAUAGUUGUAAAGACACUAUAUGAGUGGAUAGGCUAAAAAAGAGCUUCAUAGAGAAAACUGUCCUUGUUCCCACUGCAGACAAAACACACACACAGCGUUACAAACAUAGCCUGCACACCCAACUUCACAUUCCAUGACUACCAUUGGGAUUGAUCAGGUACCGGACAAGGAUUCUGGAUUAUUUUUCCGUUUUUUUUUUUUUACUUAAUUUUUGAGAGCGGUCAGGUUCAUUUUUAGUAUUCUCAUUUGUGAGAGCAGUCAAGUUUAUUUCAGAUAUUCUCAUUUUAAAAAUCAUCUCUGGCUAAUCCUUGAGAUGACGUUGGGUGGAGGUCUGCGCUCUCUGAGUGCUCGUUAUCAUCAUAAUCAUCAUCAUCAUCAUCAUCAUUAUUAUUAGUUUCUCUUCUCUUUUCAAUUUUGUUUUUAUUUCUUGCCGAGUGUCUUCCUGACUCCUAGGACAAAGAAACUCACUGUAUAUAUUGACAGGCCAUUUAACUAAACUCAUCAGUGUUCAUUUUCAAAAGGAAAUGAAGUUAUAUGUAAAAACAAAAAUUUAACACGAGUGCUAAUCGUUCUUGCAUCAACAAUGCUCUUCUCAAUACAUGUGAUGUACCAGUUAAAACAAUCUUUUGCACUCCUUGCAGGGAUGGUAAACCAAGGAUCAUUCUCAAAUAAUUUCAGUUCCUUUUUUAAUCAUUCUAAGUGUUCCUACAAUCACCUGUAUUCUAACCACCCUGAGAUGUACAUUUUUCCAAUUUCAGUUAGCAAAUCUUUAUAUUUUCUAAGCUUAUCAAAUUCUUUCGCCGAGAUAUUAUGACCACAAGGAAUACUCAUCAUCAUCAUCAUCAUCAUCGUUUAACGUCCGCUUUCCAUGCUAGCAUGGGUUGGACGAUUUGACUGAGGACCGGUGAAACCAGAUGGCUGCACCAGGCUCCAAUCUGAUUUGUCAGAGUUUCUACAGCUGGAUGCCCUUCCUAACGCCAACCACUCCGAGAGUGUAGUGGGUGCUUUUAUGUUCCACCGGCACGAAGGCCAGUCAGGUGGUACUGGCAAUGGCCACGCUCAAAAUGGUGUAUUUUAUGUGCCACCUGCACAAGAGCCAGUCCAGGGGCACUGGCAACGAUCUCGCUCGAAAGUCCUUACACAUGCCACAGGCACAAGUGCCAGAAAGGCGACGCUGGGCACAAUAACCAAACUUGAUCUGGUUUAUUACCUUUGAUAGUUUGGUUUGUAUGUACUAGAAUGUCCUAAAAAAUCAUUACAUUUUCUUCCUCAGUUACUGCCCCAGGGUGACGAUUAUACCAUUUAUCAACAGUUUUGAUUUUAUAAUGCUAACAUAUUAACCAAGAUAUUAACCAACUCUGUCAUGUCUUGAUUUAUACUCUACUGGUGCUAAGACUUUACAUUUAGAGAUUAGGUGGUGUACUGUUUCAAUCACAUCAUUGCAGGAUCACCAUUUUCAGAUUGACUCCAUUUUUCAUUACAUUGGCUUGGUAAUUCAGGGUCAAUAACCUUUGAUCUUGGGCAACUAAGAUAAAGCCUUUGCUCUCUCCUUUUAGCUCUAGUCUACAUCAACUGUGGGCCACAUAUUUGCCCUGCAGAGGUUUCUGCUCCCAUCUAUCAGCCAAAUGCUUGUGUGCUUUUUUUCUGUGCCAUUAAUUUCGUCUUCUCUGCAAUAACAUUGCCACACUUCAUUCAGGUUGUUCAGCCUGUGUAUUAUGCAUGAAAUGGACUUUAACGUUUUGCUCCCCUUUAUGACAGAAUGAAAUUUGUUACACCUCUCAUGAUUUUCAACAAGUUUAACAUCCAAUUGUGGUGCCGUUCUGAGUUCGAAUUCCAUCAAGGUCAACUUGUCUUCCAUCCUUUCAAGAUGGAGAAAAUAAAAUACCAGUCAAGUGCUGAGAUUAAGGUAAUCAACUUACCCUCUACCCUCAAAAUUACUGGUCCUACUCUAAAUAUGCCCCUAUAAAUCGGAUAGCAGGAAAGAAGGCUCAUACCUUAGAUCUGUGGAGUUCCUUGAUUGACCCUAGUUGGAGUUUCUCUUGUAUCAGGAGAACUCCAUCAUUCAUGUUGUCACAUACUUUAUACAGAGUGUAUACUUUUAUUGCAUUUUACUGUCUUUUCCAUUUCUUUUUCCCCAUCCUUUAUGUAAAUUCUACACAAACUGUUGUCUAUCCUUGUGAUGCCCCCUCAUAUGUGCCCCUGUGGCUAAUAAAAGAAAUUAUUACUAGCACACCGGAGAAAACGCUUACAGCAUUUCGUCCAUCUUUAUGUUCUGAGUUUAAAUUCUGCUAAGGUCGGCUUUACCUUUCAACCUUUUGAAGUUGAUAAAAUAAGUUCCAGUUGAGCCCUGGGGUUGAUGUAAUCAAUUAUCACCUUCCCCCAAAAUUUCAGGUCACAUGCCUAUAGUAGAAAGGAUUAUUAAAUUAUAGUUUAAUUUUCCUUUUCUUUGCUGACGGUGGAUGAAGACUUGGAAUUGUUAAGGCAGUCAAAAAUGGCCAGUCAGAUAACAAGAUAUAAAAUUGGUUAGGAUGAGAUUUAUAGAUAAUGGGAUCUAUGGUCAUUGUCAUUAUUUUUUUCAGUUAUGAACUGAAGCAAGUCAGCCUUAUACAUGUUUGAUCUCCUCUAUUUACAUCUCAGAACCGAUUUAUAUAUAUAUGGAAGUGGAUUUAAGGUGAAAAGAAGUGCUGAUCUCUUGUAGCAAGAGUGCUGCUACCAGAUGUGUUUGCUAAAGAUAAAAUUUGUGUUGUUGUUUAGUUUUAUGUCAGCCCCAAAUAAGCAGAUCUGUAAUCAAAAGUAUUCCAAUUAUAAUGCCAUCAUUUUACAUCUCUAGAACUACAUUAUGCAAUAUAUCAUUCCAUUUUUUUAAAAGACAUUUCGCUGUGAUUUGAAAAUGAUUUGGGUGCUAUUUCCAGCAGGUUGGUUAACCACCUACAGACUUCUUUAUUGGAUGAAAGGAAGUUUGUUAAAAGUUGAUAAAGAUAUUCUUGAGAACCACUUUUUUUUCUUUGUCAUUAGUUAAGUCUGGCGGAAAGGGCAGAGUUAGGGUUAGGGUUAGGGUUAGGGUUAGGGUUAGGGUUAGGGUUAGGGUAAGAUUGACGACAUCAAUAUUCUACUUUGAGGUGGCAAGCUGUCAGAAUCGGUUGUGCAUUGAACAAAACGCUUAGCGACAUUUCUCUUGGCUCUUCAUAUUCUGAGUUCAAAUGCCACCAUGGUCAACUUUGUCGUUCAUCCUUUUCAGGGUUAAUAAAAUAAGUUCCAGUUGAGCACUGGAGGGGGGGGAGGGUCAAUGUAACUGACGUACCCCCUCCCCUAAAAUGUCUGACCAUUAUUUUUCAACUUGAACUGUUGCAAGUCAACAACUGCAGGAAAGACCUGUCAUGGGUAAAAAUUCAAGGAGACUAAUUUGAAUGAAAUGAAUAAGCAGUAGCUUUUCUCUGGGUACUGUCUAGAAUGUGAUGGGGUGGGGUGUAUGUAACAGCAGCAUGUUCUACAUGUGUGAUCACUUCUCUACCGUGGGUCCCGUCAGAGCUUUCAAACAUUAUUUUGCAUUUUAAUGAUCUUGUAGUGAUGUCAGGUAGCAAGAACUUCCACUCUAACUAAAUCUGUUCAACAAAGAUUCUGGUUUUAUCUUCGCCUUUACUUAGAUGUCUUUCAUAUUGUAUUCUCCCUAGUAAAUAUAUAUAUUUUAAAAACUUAAUUUACACAUUAUGCCUUUGAACCUUCAAACAGCUAUUUUCCAAUCCUGAAUGUCAACUUUGCUUUAAAUGCCAAUGCCGCAGUAUUUUUCUCUUUAUAUUGAGUUGUUUCCCUUGGAUUAAGCUUAGACGAACGUUGUGUCGUAAGACCAUUGUAAAUUUCAACAGACACUUCUUGUCAUCCUCGACAUCUUAAGUGUCUUGAACCAAUAAUUGACCAGGUGGAAAAGUAUAACUGUCGAUGCAACCAACAAAUCUGAAGCUCUGGGUUUCUGUAAGUCUAUCAGACAUAAAUAUUGCAUUUUUUACUUGUAUUAUAUAUAGCAGUGGUUCCCAAACUAUGAGUCGCGACCCACUGAUGGGUCGCGAACGAAAUCUUAGUGGGUCGCAAAAAGUUAUAAAAUUACGCAUUAGCUUUGAUUAACUGCUGUCUAUCGAGAUAUUUCAAGGCUCAUGCUUUCAAUACCUGACUGGUUGUUUUAUCAAGCAGUAGGCUUUUUCCACGAACUUAACAAAUCAGAGGUGGUCAUUUUAAUUAGGCGCAGUACAACACUGAUGGAGCCGAUAAUAGUUACUACUUCGAGGUUUUGUAUUAGAGUUAAUACCUACCCAUAGGGUAUGGAGACGUUGAAACAGUUAUAAAACGUUUUGUUUCACAUUUAAUAUAAAUAGUAAAACAUUUAAAUAAAUAAGACAGUAUGGAUUUCACUAAUAAGUUUAUAAAUUAUUCAAAAAAGUUUAGGAGUGAUUACCAGGUGGCUAUUAAUUAGCUGAUGCAAUAGUUGGAAUAGACAGCAGUUAGACGGUAGAUGGGUCAAUAGAGUCUAUCUGAUAAACGGUAGAGUUAAAUGGGUCGCCAUAAAUAGUGGGUCGCGUCUCUAAAAAGUUUGGGAACCACUGAUAUAUAGUAUUAAAUUUUUAAGCAAAGUAAAUUUCCAGAUGGUUCGCAGACUUUUUGUACCCUUUUCGCUAAUCAUAGCUGUGGUCUUUGUCGUGUGGAAUUUUAGACCAUGGAUUAUAGACCCUUCUUAUGUAUUUGCAUUUUGUUUUUAUAACUGAAGGAUAUUAAAAUUUUCUCAUGACGUCUACUCUGUCCUAACUUAAUUGUUGAUCAUUAUUUUCUUUUAUUCUUGCUUCAUUUACUCCAAGAUGAAGGCCACUUACAACAUGAGCUGGAUUUAAAGUCACUACAUUUGAUGAGUUAUUAUGUGUGAUGUUUUGCAAAAAAAAAAUCGUAUUUUAUAAACAGUAUAUUACAGUACAUUAAUAUAUUGUUAAGACACCGGUGCCAUCCAAUACAAAUUAAAUUGAACCUCUAUAAAACCAUUGACAAUGACAAGUGUUUGCUCUAAAAGUCAAAUGAUUUUGAAAUCAAAACUCUUAUAUGUACUUAAAAAUUUUAAAUCUCAUUAAUGAAAAAAAAAUUAUAUUUUUCUAUUUUUGUUUUUUCAAAUAACAUUUAAUAUAUAUAAUUUUCUUAA
Messenger RNA from Octopus bimaculoides (California two-spot octopus), 12210 nucleotides. RefSeq lists its product as uncharacterized. NCBI's taxonomy places the organism in Eukaryota, Metazoa, Mollusca, Cephalopoda, Octopoda, Octopodidae. Gene Ontology annotation, molecular function: protein binding. The record is from RefSeq and is a predicted model, not a curated record.